Molecule: messenger RNA, 3023 nt
Organism: Acanthaster planci (crown-of-thorns starfish)
Lineage: Eukaryota; Metazoa; Echinodermata; Asteroidea; Valvatida; Acanthasteridae
Gene: atp6v0d1
Product: ATPase H+ transporting V0 subunit d1
Biological process (GO): proton transmembrane transport
Cellular component (GO): proton-transporting V-type ATPase, V0 domain
Molecular function (GO): proton-transporting ATPase activity, rotational mechanism
Source: RefSeq, a predicted model, not a curated record
AAGUCGAGUCAUAUGACAUGUUUUACUUACUCGUCGAAACAGGUUGUGGCCGCAUCGAACUGGUGGGAAUUAUUAGAGUGAUUUAGACGCCAACAUGACCACCGAAAUCUCGUUUAAUAUCAACGAUGGGUACUUGGAAGGCCUAGUGAGAGGAUUCAAGGGAGGAAUUUUGAAGCAGCCAGAUUAUCUCAAUCUUGUUCAGUGCGAAAUUUUAGAAGAUCUCAAGUUGCAUUUACAGAGCACAGACUACGGUGGUUUCCUGCAAAAUGAACCCUCCCCUCUUACAGUGUCCGUCAUCGACGACAAACUCAAAGAGAAACUGGUGGUGGAAUUUCAACAUCUCCGAAUCCAUGCGGUGGAGCCAUUGUCCAAAUUCCUUGACUUUAUCACUUACAGCUACAUGAUAGACAACAUCAUCCUGUUGAUCACUGGUACCCUGCAUCAACGGUCCAUCUCAGAACUAAUACCCAAGUGUCAUCCACUGGGCAGCUUUGAGCAGAUGGAAGCUGUGAAUGUUGCCACCACACCUGCCGACCUCUACAAUGCCAUCAUCGUUGAUACACCACUCGCCCCAUUUUUCCAGGAGUGUAUCUCGGAACAAGAUCUUGAUGAAAUGAACAUUGAGAUCAUUCGUAACACGCUGUACAAGGCCUACCUGGAGGCAUUCUAUAAAUUCUGUGAGGAUCUAGGCGGGGCCACAGCAGAUGUCAUGUGCACCAUUCUUGGGUUUGAAGCUGAUCGCCGCGCAUUCAUCAUCACCAUCAACUCAUUUGGUACUGAGCUUACCAAGGAGGAUCGGUUCAAGUUAUAUCCACGCUGUGGUCAGCUAAAUCCAGACGGUUUGGCUGCCUUGGCUAAAUGUGACGACUAUGAACAAGUCCGAGCGGUGGCUGACAACUACGCAGAGUAUAAGCAACUCUUUGACGGAGCAGGAACCAACCCAGGGGACAAGACUCUGGAGGACAAAUUCUUUGAGCAUGAGGUAAAGCUGAACGUGAAUGGUUUUAUGCAACAGUUCCACUAUGGCGUCUUCUACUCUUACGUUAAACUCAAGGAACAAGAAUGCAGAAACAUUGUAUGGAUUGCAGAGUGUGUCGCCCAGAGGCAACGAGGCAAGAUUGACAAUUACAUCCCGAUCCUGUAAUGGUACAUCCCAAAAUUUACAUGCUGAUCACUGUAUCUAUCUAGAUGCUUCGUAUUUUAGUCGGGUCCCUACCAAACCUGUCUGGCCACCAUUAACGUCAGUAGUGGGACACCAGACAGGUUCAUCCUUGUACUGGUUGGAUUGUGCAGCAGGUGUUUACCAUAAAUAGUCACAGAACUGUUUUCUUGGAUAGUUAAGUGUACGAAUGUCACUUGAACAGUGUGAAGUAUUUUUGUCAAAAAUAGAUAACUGGAAAAUGCUGAAGGGAAUCAAACUUAAGAACAGUUAAGUUUUCAUGCUGGACACUGCUAAUUGAAGCACUGAAAAUGAUUCUGAUGCAGAGUUUGAUUGUGUUAUUUAAACGAGCACAGAGGAAUAUAUUCAUGAGAACAUCAGCUACGUUUUAAGUGCAGGUUGGUUUUUUUAGGGGGGGCUAAAUAUAUCUAUUAUUUAAAUAGGUUUUAAGAUGUCUGUUACUCUAGCAAAGAAAGUGUUAAUCCUGGGUGUUGUAAAUAUGUAAUUACCAAAAUAUGUAUAAAUAUUCAUGAAAUAUUUCCAAGACAACCCUCCAACAUUUUUGUUGUGCGUAUAAUUUUGAUUUGAAUUGUGCUUGGAUAUGAUGUAAACAUCAGAUUUCAUUUAAUUGAUCAGCCAUGGAUACAUUGGUCAACCAGAUUCUAAAUUGUAAUGUGUAAUGUUCUUUCAUUUUAAAGAUUAAAGCAUAAAAGUUUGCACUUGAAAACUACAUUUCUGUACGACAGCAGAAAUUUCACAUUGAGGCCCAACUGGUAACAUGUUAUUAGAAUAAUGCUAGCAAACUUUCAAUUUAGACCCAAACCCACAGAAGUACAUAAAUGCCGUAAGAAAGACCCUACUGGACAUGGCAUGAAGAACCAAUAACAUAUAGUGUGCACUGUGGUAUUUCAUAGAUAUAGUGUGCACUGUGGUAUUUCAUAGAUAUCCAGCUAAAACAUUCUUGUUGGAUAGGCUAAGCUGGUUACAAUACAUGAUAACCAGGAGACUAAAUAUUUUGUACAAACGACUUAUUCAGAGCUCAUAAUUGCUAGUCACCCCUAUGUUUACUCAGUUUUCCUGAUAAGACCUAGUGUAAUCUCGGUUCUGUGUUAAGUCCCAAGUAGUGUUUAUGAAAACACAUCUUUUCCCUUGGGAACCUGCCAUGCAGCUUUGGAGGGUCAAAUCAUAUUGUUUGGAAGAAAACUACGGCACAUUCCAUCGGUACCAAUUCUAAUGUGUCCUCUUCAGUGGCCUCAGAAAUCAUGGAUAAUUUGAGUCUUGGAUAUAAGUGCAUUUUAUUUCUGAUGUAGUUUGAUAAAAAUUGGUGGAUUAAAAACAGUACUUGUGUUUUGACUGGAAACGGAAUUUCAAGCUGAAAGCUGUGACAGUUCAUGUCCCUUAUAGUCCUGCACUAUCUAGUGUAAUGAAUCCACAUAACCUACACAGCUUGUACAUUUAACAUUUUGAUAAAAUGUGUGUCUGUCAGGUGUGGAUUAGGGAAAGCUAUAUAUAGCCUCAGAGCAAAGCUGUGGAAUAAAUAAAAUAUGGCCGACUGCUUAAACCGUUGACCUUCAUACAUUGCCGGCUGAGCUAUACUUGUAGUGACAAUUCUAUCUACAUUUGGGAUGUAAACACCCCAAGAUUUUUUUUCAGACUUCUGAUUAGCUUUUUUGUUCUCAAAAGUGAUAAUGUAUGCCAUUUUGUGUUAGUCAUUUGUAGACCAUGUUCAUCAUGCAUAUAUGGAGCAGUAUGGAUCUUGUAUCCUUGCUGAAACCAUUCAUCAAACCCUCUUUUUAUUACCAGUAAUGCACAGCCAUGACUCACAAAAGAGAAAUAAAUCCCGACAUUGAAUCAGGUAGAUGGA